UUGUUGUUACUAGUUGUUACCGGAAUAACAUGUCGAGGUCAGAACGUCACUCAUGUUUCAAUAUUCGUUGAAGAAACGUUUUCGUAUACGAUUAAUGAUUGAAUUGUAUGAGUACGAAAAAUAUUGAAUUAAAUAAUUAAAAAUGUCGCUUUGCUUUCGUACCAUUUCAAAUAAAUUAACAUCGUUUGUAAAUACGAGAAAACAAGUUACGACUAUCGAUUGUCGGUUGCCAAAAAACAUAAAAUCUUCGUCAUUUUUGAAUGAGUUUUUGGGAGCUCAGACUACGGUGGAUACAAAAACAAAGUUAACAGAUAGUUAUUACGAUAUUUAUACAGACGUUUAUUCAUUCCAUCAGAAAUUGGACAAAGAAUUGAUUAAGAGUUGUAAAAAAAAUAAAAAUGAAAUUUUACAUAUACCACAGCAGAGUUUGACUAAUCACAGUAGGUUCUUAAAUACAGAACCAGUUUUAAAUCAUUUGUUGCUAUACAAUGUUAAUAUAGAUUGUAAAAAAACGAAAAAUGAAUAUCCAACGAGAGAUGAUAUCUUCUAUAACGUAAAUAAUAAUAGAUUGUGUUCUAAAAAACAAAUGUUGAAUACUGUUGUUAAUAAUCAUUUGAAGCAAAAUAAUAUUUUACUUACAAAUGGUGGAAUUAUUAAAUCGCAACAAGUUAAUGAUCAAAAAUCGAUUCGAAAUCAGGAAGGUAGACCAUCCAAAGAACAAUUAGAACAUAUAUUUACUUGUCUUAGACAAGACUUACCAAAUUUUUUCAUCAAAACAUUAGAUUACACAAUAUAUUCCCCAAAUUUAAUAUUUAUUAAUAAUAUUAAAGGAUCAGAAACGAAGGGUAUUUUUAAUUACAUGAAACAACUUACUUGGAUAAGAACGAUUGGUCAUUUAAAAUUUGCAUAUGUAAAAUUAGAUGUAUUAAAAAUAACAAUGAAUCCAGAAGAUGAUACGAUAAAAGUGCGUUGGCGAAUAAGUGGUAUUACAGGGCUAAGAGCACUUUUUACAUUAUGGAAAUUUAAAUUGUGGAAAAUGAAGGAAGCUUUAAAUGAUGCAGAAGUAUGGUAUGAUGGAUUUUCCACAUAUUAUGUUGGUGCUGAUGGUAAGAUUUAUAAACAUGUAAUGGACAAAAUGAUGCCCGAUCAAAGUAAACUUUACGAUAAAGAAAAACCAACAGAAGUUGCUACAAAACUUGCGAUGUUCGUAGGAUUAAAAAAUUUACAAACGCAAAAUAGUUUAAAUGAAAUAAUUACAAUAUUGAAACCAUAUGGUCAUUGUAAAAUGACGAAAAAAUUAAAAGAUUACACGAGUAGUGAAAUAAACACAAUUUAUGUAUAUUAAAUAUAAUUCGCGUAUAUCGAAACGCUUGUUAAAGCGCUGUAAUUUUUUUUAUAGCGCGCAUCCUUGUAAUAAUGAAAUUAGAUAUUACAUCAUAGAUUUUUUGAAAUCUCGUUUAAUUUUACAUAAUAUGUAAAUAAUUUUGAUUUUACAAAAAAAA
Messenger RNA from Polistes dominula (European paper wasp), 1502 nucleotides. RefSeq lists its product as uncharacterized. NCBI's taxonomy places the organism in Eukaryota, Metazoa, Arthropoda, Insecta, Hymenoptera, Vespidae. The record is from RefSeq and is a predicted model, not a curated record.